GUAUAAAUGAAAAAAAGUAAUUGAUCAAAAUAUGACUAAAACAAUAGGAAAAUUCUAUAAUAGGAGUAAACUUUAAUUUAUUCCCAAAAUAGGAGUUUAUAAAUGUGUCACCGGAUUCCUCUUCCUCGUCUCUUCUGCGACCACAACUACUCUCUCCUCCGUCUGCAGGUGAGUUUGAUUUCUCCAAACUUCCCGACGAAUAGCGAGUAGCCAGGGUUUGAGACCUCCGCCGAUGCUGUGUGGAAAGAAUAGCGAUCGAAUGGAGAACGAAGCGGGAUCAGGAGAGCAAACGUCACAGAGAAAGGCACUGGAGAGAGAGGGAGCCUUUUCUCAGUCAAUCAAGGCGCUCCACGACGGGGAUGGGGAGUCGGCGGCAGCGGGUGCAGGCAGCGUGGAGAAAUUGACCGAUCAGUAUGACAGGCUGGUUUUGGGGUGUUUGGAGGAUGAAUUGUUGCUGGAUGACGAGGACGAGGCGGAACCCGAUCCUGCAGCAGUGAACAAGGGGGUGGACACCUUCCCCUUGGUCAGUACGAUCCUCACGGACAAAGUUGUGAAAUUCCAAAUCUUCUGGGAUUUGAUGGUGUCUCUGUGGUGUCCGGGUAAAGGUGUACUGAUUCAAGAGAUUGGGGAAUUGAAAAGAGGUAUCUGUUUACUUUUUAUCACAUAAUUGAUAUGAAUCGUGUGCUGGAUAAUGGUCCCUGGUUGUUUGAUCAGAACCUGUUAGUGUUGAAAGCUAUUAAGCAGGGAGAUGCAUUUAAGAGUGCCCCUAGAUACGGCUGAUUUUUGGGUACAGGUGCACAACAUCCCCUAUGGAUAUUCAAAUCUGGGUAAUGCCCGUAAAAUUGGGAAUCACUUGGGAAAAUUUAUUUCCUGGGAUGACAAACAAUUUGACAAAAAAUGGGAAGCCUAUAUACAGGGGCGUAGCUAGGAUUGAAGGUUAGGCUGGGCCGGUACAAAGAAUUUUUCUGAUAAUUUUUUUUCACAUAAAUUUUUAGACUAAAAAUACAAAGAAUUUUCAAAUUUGGGGCGGGCUGUGGCCCGGUUGGCCACCCCUCUAGCUCCGCCCCUGCCAAUAUAGGGUGCGGGUGAUGUUGGAUGUGAGGAAACCCUUAAAAGUGGGAACAACUCUAAAAAGGGCAAUGGGGAAGGUUGCCGGGUUGACUUCAAUUAUGAGAAGCUUCCUAGCUUUUGUUUUGCGUGCGGAGUUAUACGACAUGAUGAAAAAUUUUGCCCCUUAAUGUAUGAAAAGGGGGAUAAGGUUGUUGCGAGGUCCUUUGGACCAUGGCUGCGGGC
Messenger RNA from Cuscuta europaea, 1293 nucleotides. The record is from the annotation of a GenBank genome assembly. NCBI's taxonomy places the organism in Eukaryota, Viridiplantae, Streptophyta, Magnoliopsida, Solanales, Convolvulaceae.